Molecule: messenger RNA, 2236 nt
Organism: Exaiptasia diaphana
Lineage: Eukaryota; Metazoa; Cnidaria; Anthozoa; Actiniaria; Aiptasiidae
Product: T-box transcription factor TBX3-like
Exons: 6
Coding region: 59-1576 (505 amino acids)
Biological process (GO): cell fate specification; positive regulation of DNA-templated transcription; regulation of transcription by RNA polymerase II
Cellular component (GO): nucleus
Molecular function (GO): RNA polymerase II cis-regulatory region sequence-specific DNA binding; DNA-binding transcription factor activity, RNA polymerase II-specific
Source: RefSeq, a predicted model, not a curated record
AGGCCAUCAACAAUACGUGUGUUCGUCAGAAGCGUGUGAUAACUGCUACAGGAAAGUUAUGGCGUACUAUCCCUACUACCCGUCCAGGAUGAGGGAUUUUCGUGUAAGCUCGCUCCUUGAAGGAUGUUCACAGUUUAUUCCUGGCAUGCCAGGCAGCAGUUCGUCUAUUCCAAACAAUUUGAAUUCUAACAGUCCAUAUAUGUAUCCACCACCGUACCAUCCACAACAACUGACCAAACAGCCAUCUCACUUUGGGCCGGCCGCUAUGGCCGCUCCACAUUCUUCAUCUCCUCAAGUACACAUGCCAAGUCAUGACUCUGAUCUGGACACUGCCGACAUGUCUCUGGACAACAAAGAUCUAUGGAUGAAGUUUUAUAACGAAAAAACCGAGAUGGUCAUUACCAAAGCAGGCAGGCGUAUGUUCCCUCCUAUUAAAUGCCGUGUCACAGGACUUGAUCCAAGGGCAAAGUACUUCUUCCUACUCGACAUUGUCCCUGCUGAUGAUUGUAGAUAUAAAUUUCACAACUGCCGCUGGAUGGUCGCAGGAAAAGCGGACCCCGAACUGGCCAAACCACUAUAUAUUCAUCCUGACUCUCCGAGUACUGGUGCACAGUGGAUGCAGAAAACUAUUUCGUUUCACAAAAUGAAAUUAACUAAUAACAUCGCCGACAAGCACGGAUACACAAUUCUUAACUCUAUGCACAAAUAUCAACCGAGAAUUCACAUCGUACGAGCCGAUGAAGGWUACAAAUAUCCCCCAAAUUCCCCAUUUAAGACGUUCACGUUCGAGGAGACCCCCUUCAUCGCAGUGACGGCGUACCAAAAUGAAAAGAUAACGCAACUCAAAAUCGAUAAUAACCCCUUUGCCAAAGGGUUUCGGGAGGAAGGAGCCGGUCAUCGAAGACGAAUGGAAAGAAGAAGAAGGACCGAAUCGGGCAACGAAGAAGAUCUCGAAGAUGAAAACGAAGAUCAUAAUAGUGAUGACGGUGAACAAAGACGAGAAAAGAACGCAGUUUCUCCUGACUCUAAAAACACAAUUGAUCAUGGUGACUCUCUGACGCACAACGGUGAUGGCAGGGUGGAUAUUAAACCCGUCGUUUCACAUCCACAAGAUGACACGCGUCACUUUAACGACUUCAGUCAUGCGCAGACUGUCCAUCUACCUGAGGAUACAAAGCCUGUUCAUCUACAACAUGAUUCGAGUGACGGUGCAGUAGCUGGACCUUUAUCGGUCCCACAACAUUUAAAGGCACCCACACCUAGAUCAUUCCAUAUGGAUAUGAGAUUCAAUCCGUACUCGCGCGCGCCAUACUCACUGAACAGCGGUUUUAUGCCCUCCCAUAGUCAUGGUCAYGUAUACCCAUCAUGCAGCAUUCCUCAGGGUGUGUAUCCAGGCUACCAAGGUAACCAAGGAGGAUAUCCUUCGUUCAACAGCACAAGUCAGGGUGGCUUUGGAUAUCCUGCAGGUAUGUCAACAGCUACAAUGGUCGGAACUCUUCCAAACGACACACAGACAAGUUCGGAACUACAUAAUUUGGAUUCUCAUGGAGCAGAACAUAGAGGACAUACACAAUAACAAAUUCAUAUCUAUAUAUCGAACGUUAAUAUUAUAUCUUGGUAACGAUCAUAUCUAUAUAUCGAACGUUAAUAUUAUAUCUUGGCAACAAUGAUGCGUUGCCACCAAACUAUUGCUGUGCAAAAAAAAUAUUAGCAUUUUGUUAAUUGCUUGCCUCGACACAUUCUUUUAUUUGCUAUUGAAUAGUAAAUUCUCAUUUUUGUUGGCUCCUGGAGAGUUUCGGACACUUUUUCAGAUUAUUUUCUUAGACAUGGUAUUUUUUUGAGGUAACGCAAAACACCAGUUUUUCCUGCUCAAGGUUUCUGGAAGAUUUUUCCGUUUUCAUAAAGUUUCACGUCAUUAACGGYGAAGACUAUAAAUGCAGAUUAGCAUCAAAAGGACUUGAUGAAAGAAAAUCACAUAAACAGAGAUUGUAAGAAAAACCACUUGUGCUUCUUGAAAUUCUUGGGGUUGGACUCCUUGAGGAUUAGAAAUUUAAAGGCUUUAUUAUUUACAAAUAUUCUGCUGAAUUAUUUAAAAAAGAAACAUUUAUAACAAAAGACUUUGUAUUUUAUUUUAUGGCRUCAGGAUUUGUGGCUGUUCGGCCUGAAUCCUUUAAUUUUCUUGUAUAUUAUUAGCUAAUCUAAAACAACAUCAUUAACAACAAAAAAUAAUCUUGAA